UAACUUUGGAAUUUGGAUAUACAUGUGAUAUGAUUUUUGCAGUUAAAUUAUAGAAAUAGAUGAUUUUUCCAGAACCAAGGAUUUGUAAAUUUUAUAGUAAAAAUUCUUACCAGAACUGAGUUUCAUUCAUGCGAUAUUGCAUUCAGUUUUUCAAUUAACGAUCCUAUUAGAAUAUAAUUAGUGAUAUUUGUUUUUCUUGUGAUUAAAUAAAUCAGGAAGCACGGAUAUAUAAUACUACUCCUUGAAAUUUAAUUAAUUACUUGCCAUAAGUACUCACACUUAAGAAAGGGAAAGUUGUAAAUUUCCUGUUCUAUUUAAAGUAUCAAUAUCCGAUCGACCGUAAAUCAAUAAACAAUGACAUUUGUAAACAAUUCACACUCCACUGAAAACUCUCCCAUGCUGAAAGAAGAAAGUUUACCUGUGAAAAAUGGAGAUUACCUUAUGAUACCUUGCUCUAAGGAAGACAUGGACCCAAAUGUCAAACCUUUAGAACAUGGGGAGGAAAUUAAACCCUCUGAUGAGGAAAGUGAACUCUGUGGUUGGAGAUCCUGCCAGCCUCAAAUUUGUCAAGUGUUUAGAAGGCCGGGGUGGAUGUUAUUUUGGCUGUGCUGGGCUGGAGCAAUACAGGGUAUGGUUGUGAAUGGAUUCGUUAAUGUUGUGAUAUCCACCGUGGAACGUCGUUAUGACAUGAGCAGUACAGAGUCGGGGAUUAUAGCGAGUAGUUAUGACAUUGCUUCCGUCCUUUGUUUAAUACCUGUUAGUUAUUUUGGAGGACUCGGUUGUAAGCCUAGAUAUCUUGGAAUAGGUGUAUUUAUCAUGGCAAUUGGAUCAUUUGUUUUUUCAAUACCAAAGUUUACCGCUGCUGAAUAUGAGAUUAUUUCAAGUGGAGAUAACUUGUGUCAUUCAUCUUAUAAUAGCUCAACAGAGUGUGACAAUAAAAUAGAUAGUUUAUCGAGUUAUAAAUGGGUGUUUUAUUUAGGACAAUUUUUACAUGGGGCAGGUGCUGCCCCCUUGUAUACCUUAGGAGUUACCUACCUUGAUGAGAACUUACCACUCCGAUCAUCAUCAAUGUAUAUAGGUAUAUUUUAUGCUUUUGCCAUCGUGGGACCAGCCAUAGGUUAUUUAGCAGGCGGAGCAUUCCUUAAUCUAUAUGUAGAUUUUGAUUCAGUUGAUACAAACAGCUUAUCAAUAAAUUCUCUGAGUCCAAGAUGGGUAGGAGCAUGGUGGGUUGGUUUUUUACUGAGUGGAAUUUUAGCUUUAAUGAUCUCAAUACCAAUCUGUGGAUUUCCUACAUCUUUACCAGGUUCAGAAAACUACAAAGCAGAGAAAGAAAAAGAAGUAUAUAACAGUAACACCAAAAAAGUUCCCACAACAGAAAUAGUCCCUGGUAGUAAAGGGAAGUUACUUCAUGUCUGGUCUGCUGUGAGAGUCCUGCUAACAAAUCCGACAUUUAUGUGUCUAAAUUUAGCAGCUGCAGCAGAAGGUAAUAUUUUGGCAGGUUUUGCCACAUUUGCACCCAAGUUUAUAGAAUACCAGUUUGCUUUACAAUCUUCUACAGCAGCUAUGUAUAUAGGUUAUGUUGCUGUACCCUGUGGUGGUGGAGGGACUUUUUUAGGAGGAUAUCUUGUUAAACGAUUUAACCUAGGAAUUAAAGGAAUAAUUAGACUGUGUCUUGGUGUGACUUUACCAUGUUUUGCUUGUGUGUUAAUUUUUUUAAUUAAUUGUGAAAAUGUGCCAUUUGCUGGAGUAAAUAUACCUUACCCAAAAGCACUAAACGGGUCAACCAGGAUGGAGUUUUUAGGAACUUUUACGACAGAUUCUUGUAGCGACAACUGCCAUUGUUCCACGGAGGAUUUUAAUCCUGUUUGUGGAGAUAAUAAUGUGGUUUACUACUCACCCUGCUACGCAGGUUGUCAGAAUCUAAUACCUGACUCCAAUCCUCGGCAAUAUGCAAACUGCAGCUGUAUAUCUACAGAGCCAUCUGGUAUGCAUGCGACAAUGGGCAAAUGUGGAGCUUCCUGUACUUACUUGCCUAUAUUUUUGCCUGUCUUUGCCAUUGUGAUGUUGCUUACUUUUAUUGCCAGUAUGCCUGCAUUGACUGCUACACUAAGAUGUGUGCCUCAAAAGGAGAGAUCAUUUGCAUUAGGAAUACAGUGGAUCAUAGCAAGAUGUCUCGGUUCUAUUCCUGGACCGAUUUUGUUUGGAAAAUUGAUAGACAUAACAUGUAAAUUGUGGCAGAACAGUUGUGGCGAAGUAGGUUCCUGUUUUAUCUACGACAAUCGCUCGAUGAGUCACAACAUGCUAGCAGUGGCCUUAUCUGGCAAAUUUUUAUCGUCGUUAUUUUUCUUUCUAGCAUUGAUGUUUUAUAAGACAUCGCCAUGUGAUGAAAAUUCAAAUAGCACAACGAUAGACAAAACAAAACAAAAUGGUUCUACAAAUCAUAACGGUAACAAGAAUUCAGGGGACAAAAGAUCGAAAGAUGAUCCACCAGGGGACAAAAGUAUCGAAACGUCAUUGAAUAAACUUGGCAACGGUGAUGUCAAACAAAACGGCAAUGGAUUAAAUCAAAAUGGGCAAAACGAAUCAACUAAUUUUUAAAGGAGGAGUGUAAAUUGAUAUGUAAUUGUGAAUGGUUUCUUUAUCUCUGAUAAAGAUCUGCUGAUUCUACAUGAUGAUGUUUAUUAUAACAAGAUUAGAAUUGAAAUGUUAGUUUAAUUUUAUGUUAUUUAAAAUAAAAGUUUGUCUGCAAGUUUUUUGGGGGGACAUAUAGAUUGAUUUUGUAUUUGGAAAUACUAGAAGUUAAGAAUUUUGAUUGGGAGGUAGACAAUUUUUUUUAUUUUUUUUUAUUUAUUUUUUUAAAGUGCACAAAUUGCAAUUAUACAAUAGAAAUUAUACAUUCUCUUGUUUCCAAAUCCCAGUAUUUCUAUUGAAUAAUUAAUAAAAAAAAAAAAAUUGGUUGAUGGGAGAUGGAUAAAGGCAGUUUAGAUGUUUUUUUAGAGGGGAUUUAGGUAGUUGAAAAGAUUUUUUGUUAAUCAAACAAGUAAGAAGCAUGUUUGUAAACUCAGGUUUGUUGAAGUGGAUCAAAUACAAGGGAGACAAUUCAAUGUAUUCAAAUUAUUUUUUAAGAAAACGAUUUACAAAUCAGGAAUUUAAUACAAUUAUUAUAAAAGCUGUGCCGGGAAACAAUCAACAUAAUAGAUGUGCAGUAUAAAUGAUAUUAAUUUAAAUAUUAUGUACACUUCAAGCCAUACACACAGAUUAUUAGCUUCUAACCAUUUUUAAUUUUUGUUUAAGUUAGUAAGAAUUUGGUGCUGUUUUUACUUGGCCACAACGAUUUUCAAAACAAUGACUUUGAAAACCAAUAGAUAUGCACUCUUAAACAGAUUAUUGACCAAUAUAACACAAUUGUAAACUUGUAACCAUACCUCAACUGGGUAUGUAGAAUUGCUUGAUUUUGUUACAAAAAAAGAUGCUAGAAAAAAGUGGAAGCUAAAUAAUUUAUUGAAGCCUAAAAAAAAUGUUUUGUUUCCUGCUCAAACUACAUACCUGUAAAUUUUUACACAUCAUACAAUGCAUUAAACAUAACGGACAUUUUUACUUAAGCACCAUUGAAGUCCAGUCAUUUUUAUGAUUGUUUGGUAUUGUCCAGAACCCACCCUACAUGAGUCUCCAUUAAAUAUUUUUAACAAGAUUUUUACCUACUCAUUUUUUGGGGAAGGAAACUCAUAUUUUUGUUUGGCCUUAUGGACUCAAAAUGUAUUGUAUUUAUAUACAUGUACAUGUAUUUGUCAGUUUGUAAAUAUUUAAAGUUUGAUGUUAUUUAAGGCUAAACAUACUUACACAUUUUUACUUUUUAUAAUAUAUAGAUUAAUAUAUUUAAUAUUUUUUAAAUCAGAAAUAUUCUAUAUAAUUUAUUUAUACAUAUCAUAGUAAAGGCAGCCAGUCCAUUAUAUAUAAAUCUAUUGGACAUUAACUUAAUCUAUGCACUAUUCACAUGCUCGUAAAUAAUUAACUGUAAAUUCAGAACUAAUUGUGUACAUUUAUUAUUUAGAUUUGCAAUGUUUUUAAAUUGAUUGAUUGAUUGUUGUUUGCUUAACGCUGCAUUACCACAAAAAGGCUAAAUUGUGAAGAGAGCUAAUUCGAAUAUUUUUACAAUUUUGAAAGUGGACACAUGUGUGCAGGGGUGGAUCCAGCCAUUUGCCAUUUUAAAAAAGAGGGGGUUCCAACUAUAUGUCCCCAUUUAAAUGCAUUUAUCAUCCCAAAAAAAGGGGUGUUCCAACCCCCACGAACCCUCCCCCUGGAUCCGCCACUGUGUGUGAUAAGUUAAUGUAAUUUCAAACAUAAUUGCAUUCAGAUAUCAUAAUGCAAAUUUUUAAUAUUUUGAUACUCACCAGACUGCAUUAUUCAAAAUAAUUUCUGAUUUUACAAUAUUGAAAAAUUAAAUUGAUUCAAGAUGGUAUAUAUAUAUGUUUUUAUUUAUUUGAUUGGAACAUAAGUCAGUUGUGGAGAUAAUGAAAACGUUUCCUAUGAUGAUUUCAGAUAUUCUAUACAGCAUGAUUUAAUAAAUAUUUGUGUAUGUUAAUGCCACGUCUACAAUAGUA
Molecule: messenger RNA, 4601 nt
Organism: Mytilus trossulus (common blue mussel)
Lineage: Eukaryota; Metazoa; Mollusca; Bivalvia; Mytilida; Mytilidae
Product: solute carrier organic anion transporter family member 4A1-like
Exons: 11
Coding region: 355-2598 (747 amino acids)
Biological process (GO): transmembrane transport; sodium-independent organic anion transport
Cellular component (GO): plasma membrane
Molecular function (GO): protein binding
Source: RefSeq, a predicted model, not a curated record